Molecule: messenger RNA, 890 nt
Organism: Colletotrichum godetiae
Lineage: Eukaryota; Fungi; Ascomycota; Sordariomycetes; Glomerellales; Glomerellaceae
Exons: 1
Coding region: 202-750 (182 amino acids)
Biological process (GO): protein phosphorylation
Molecular function (GO): protein kinase activity; ATP binding
Source: RefSeq, a predicted model, not a curated record
CCGCAUUAUCCGCCUCUAGAGGAAAUUCAACGACUUGAGGAUAUCAAAACGAUUGUUCGCUCUGAGCUACACGAAAUUGAUCGACUCGGUCCAGACAUUGCCCUUGUGUCCUAUCAGCCACACCCAGACGACAAUGGCCCAAAGAAAGUCGUCUUCAAAUACUAAUUUCUUUUACAGCCCAUUCAAAGGGCGUGGAAUGAAAUGAAUCUGUGGAUGCGUCUCCCUCGGCACCCAAAUAUUGUCCCUUUUGAUCGACUGGUGGUGGAAGAACUGAAAGGCCGCGUUGUUGGGUUCACCAGUAUCUAUAAUCCUGGCGAAACACUCGAAGAUAAUCAAUCCCGCGUGUUCAAACUCAAGUGGCUUGAGCAGUUGACUCGCGUUGUCGAAGAUCUCAACCUAAAGCACGGCAUCAUGCAUCAAGAUAUUGAUGCAAGGAAUCUGCUAGUCGAUCCGUCGACAGAUAACCUGCUGCUAUUUGACUUCGACUACUCGGGUCGCAUUGGAGACACCGGGUAUGUUGAAAAUCGGAACGAUAUCAAAGGCGUUAUAUUCAUCCUGUACGAGAUCAUCACCCGUGACAACCAUUUCAGGGAGGUGCCACAUCAGAAGCAGAACCCCAAUGAUGUUCAGGGGUUGCCCGUAUGGUCCAAGCAUCCAGAGGUACAGCUCGAUCAUUCCGUCUCGGAAUAUCGAUCAGCCCUCGAUCGUUGGGUAGAAGAGAGGAGGGAAGGGAAAAGUAUCUCUGUUUAAUACGGAAGCGCAGGAGCCCAUCGACUGGCCUCCACUCGAUACCCCAAUGGGAGAGUUCCCUUGUUUUGAUGCGGAAGGAAACGAAACUACUCGCAUAGGACCCGCUUGGGCUACUUCACGCCGCAGUGAACGAAAGAAGG